Messenger RNA from Dacryopinax primogenitus, 4889 nucleotides. Its product is annotated as P-loop containing nucleoside triphosphate hydrolase protein. Bases 729 to 4889 code for a protein of 1386 amino acids. Gene Ontology annotation, molecular function: ABC-type peptide transporter activity; ATP hydrolysis activity; ATP binding. The transcript has 12 exons. Lineage: Eukaryota; Fungi; Basidiomycota; Dacrymycetes; Dacrymycetales; Dacrymycetaceae. Gene Ontology annotation, biological process: transmembrane transport. Gene Ontology annotation, cellular component: fungal-type vacuole; membrane. The record is from RefSeq and is a predicted model, not a curated record.
AUUGUUGGGCGGACAAUCCCAACGUCGGAGGUGAUCGGCAUCGGAAGUUCGGCAUGUUGACAUCCGGGUGAAAUCCGUCUCUGCACACGACGCUCAUCAUCUGUCCGAUAUGCCGUACACACCAAUAUCCACCACAAUAUCAACUGGCGAAGCAAGUACAAUUGCGGAUAUCUAAUCGGGAGCUGGCAAGAAGUCUGCUCUGUUAUCAUCUUCUGCACAUUCGGACCUUCGGACAACCUGGCGAAUACGAAGGGCCGUAUUAACCCUCGACCCACUUAGAGGAGAAGCGCUGAUGCGGACCUCGCUUGCAACGAACCUCUUAUACCACGGCUAUUGCAUACCUCUCUGCGAGGAGGCGAUAUUUAUGACCCGCGUUGGACGGUGAACUGAACGACGAGAGAUGGACAGUGCUCUGUACUUUCUCACUGUCGAGCUGCCUUGGCUGCUAUUCUCACAACUGGACACAAGCGACCAUCUCUCACUUCACACCACCAUCCAUCCACCAGCCAGGCCUUUCACCUUUCACCAUCUCCCAUUCUACGUCCCUCUCGCCUUCGCCCUCGUCUCGCUCGUCCUCCUCGCAGCGGCGUGGUGAACGUAAACCUCUCCUCGCCUCUGAUGUUGCGGACAUAGAGGAGCAAUUCGAGAGUCUGGAAGGGGAGAGGCUGGGGUGGGCCGUGCUGGGGUUGGUGCUGCUCUUGGCGGCGGUGGGGGUGAAAGUUGCAGGGAUGGUGAAGUUGAAGCGUGAGCGCAGAUGGGAGGGCGUCGCCUGUUUGACAGUACUGGUGUACACGCUGCACCUUGCCACGCUCCGCCUGCGGCCUUCCUUCCUCCGACCGCGGUUAACCUGGCAUAUCAACAGCCUGGUCAUCCUCCUUUCCCUAAGCAGUCUCACCACGUCUCUCCUCCCACUUCUCUUGCUUCAGCCCUCUCCGCUUACCCACCUCUCUCCGUACGGCCUCAUCCUCUUCACCCUCCUCCUCCUGUUCAUCAUUUGCGUCGGCCUUACCCCGCGGUAUGCCCAUCCCAUCCCCGGCUACCCCAUCUCCCCAGAACAGACGACCCCUCCAAUCCAAUACUUCUUCACCUACCUCUGGCUUCAACCCCUCGUCCGGCUAGGAUACGCUCGCAAGCUCGAGUUGGACGACCUUCCCCCUCUUCCGGCGUACGACGACCCAGAAGUCUGGAGGCGGGAGGUAGAAUGGGCGAGGAAGGGCGAAUGGCUGCCCAAGUGGAUCAGGAGAUGGGUACCAAGCAAACAAGGAAAGAUCCGUAGAACUCUACUCACCGUCAUCCUCUGCCUACGGCGAAACAUUGCUGGCCAGUGUCUCUUUGCCCUCGGCAUGGCGCUCUUCGACCUAGGCGGGCCGAUUGCCAUGAAUCGCCUGCUACGGUAUCUCGAAACUCCGUCCUCAGCGGGGAUCAAGCCCGCCAUCUGGGUCUUCUUCAUGUUUGCCAUGCCGGUGCUGAAAGGCGCUUGCUGGCAGGCAUACCUCUUCAUCUCCACCCGGCUCAUCGUCCGCGUCCGCCUCGCUUUCAUCCAAGAGCUCUAUGCUGUCACUUUGCGUGCUAAGUUACUCGCCCGCCCGGCGAGUAAGGAAGACGAGAGCAUCGUCGGGCGUAUCAGCAACCUCAUGUCCACUGAUGUGGAGAACAUCUUCGGCGCACGCGACAUAGUGCACAUUUCCGUCACUGCCCCGAUCGAAUGCACCAUCGCAGUUAUCUUCCUGUACAACAUCAUGGGCGCGUCCUCUCUCUUCGGCUUCCUCGUCAUGCUUGUCUCUAUCCCUCUGCCUGCAUUCCUCACCCGCCAGCUUACGGCAUGCCAACGCCAGGUUCUGCGGUACACUGACGCCCGCAUGGGAACGAUCACUGAGCUGCUCCAUAGUAUAAAGGUAUUCAAAGCUUUUGGGUGGGACCCAGUCGUCAUCGAGCGCGUGCAUGCCGUGCGUGCUAAGGAGCUAGCAAGGAUGUGGAUGCGCAACAUCUGGUCUGUCGCUAUUGUCACCACCGCGGACUGCACGCCUAUGCUCACUAUGCUCGUCACCUUCUUCUUUCACACAGUUGUCAUGCACCACCGGCUGGACAGCAGCGUCGCCUUUACCGCCAUGGCAGUCUUCGAGCUCCUUCGCCAGCAAUUCGUCUACGCAAGCAACAUCGCCCGCCUGUGCGCAAACGCCGUUGCGUCCAUCGGUCGACUCAACGCUUUCCUGCAAGAGCAAGCUGACCAUGAGAUUGCUGAAUCUCGCCGUGCUGGGCAGGUCAUCCAGAUAACUGACGAUGCCCCUUGGAUCCAAGACGGCACGUUCGAGUGGCCUUCCACUGGCUUCAGGCUCCAGAAGCUCAACGUCCGCUUCGUCAAAGGCGCGCUUAACGCUAUUGUCGGUCCCACAGGAAGCGGCAAGAGCUCGCUCCUCCUCGCUCUGCUCGGUGAGAUGCCUAUCGUACAGGGCCAGUGCUGCCUGCCCAGGAUGCCCAGGGGUAUCGCCUAUGUUUCCCAGAGCUCAUGGCUGAGGAACGCGACUGUAAGGGAAAAUAUCCUCUUCGGAUGCGCUUAUGAUGAGAUGAGGUAUCAUCGCGUACUGUUCGCAUGUGGGUUGAUUCCCGACUUGAGGCUGAUGGAGUACGGCGACCAGACGGAGCUGGGCGAAAAAGGCGCGACCCUUUCCGGAGGUCAACGUGCCCGCCUAUCCUUUGCCCGAGCUGUAUAUUCUUCGGCCCACACUCUCCUGCUUGAUGACGUGUUCUCUGCGCUGGAUGUGCACACCGUCCACCAUGUCUUCGACAACUGUAUCCGCGGCGAGAUCCUGCAAGAGCGGACGGUCAUUCUCGUGACCCAUUUCGAGGACUUGGUCGCUCCUGUUGCGGCGCUCGUUUUGCGUGUCGUGGAUGGGCGCUUGGAGGAGGUCCGACUUGCUGAACCGGCUCAGGAUACCUCCGCGUCUGAGGAAACUGUCAUCGAGCCUGAGUUGCCGCCCAUCCACUCUAUUCUGAACGGAAACCCGAAUGCGAUCAGACUAGUUAAAGACGAGGAGCGCGCUGUUGGCCGUUUGCCGAAGACGAUGAUCUUCCGAUACAUGCUGCAGUUCGGUGGGUGGCCCGUGUUCAUCCUCGCUAUCAGUGUGGCGUGUGGUACUCAGCUCGCGUUCCUGUCGACCACAUUCUGGGUUGCACUCUGGACAAACGCUCAAAACUCGAUGUCACAUCUUGGUUACUAUUGCGGUGGAUUCGCGAUCGUCCUGGCCAUUUAUGUCUGUCUUAGUGCCACAUCUUCUAUUAUCCUCUACUCUGGUGCAUGGAAUGCUGCUAGGAAAAUCCACAUGUGGGUCACCAUUGCCGUCUUCCGUUCGCCAAUUGGCUGGUUCGACACCAAUCCUCUUGGUCGCAUACAGAAUAGGUUCUCUCGUGACUUCCUGUCGGUCGACACUCUCAUAUUACCUUUGCUGAAGAUGGUCGUGGACAAUGCCCUGCGUGCGAUUUUCCGGCUGGCGGCUAUCACAACUAUUCUCCCCGUCUUCGCCGUCCCAGCGAUCUUUACCACCUACUUCGCAUAUUGGGCAGGCAAUCUGUACACAGCUACUCAGAUGUCUGUCAAACGAAUUGUUGCCGUAGAGCAGAGUCCCAUCUUCAAUUCCAUUGCAGAUACGCUCCGUGGUGCGGAGACAAUUCGAGCCUUCGAUGUUCAACCAAUGUUCCUCUCUCAAUUGCAGGCGGCUCUGGCCCGUAGCAGUCGUGCCCUCGAGGCAAAUUUUAACUCGAAUCGCUGGUUCUGUGUACGAAUCGAUUGGGCCUCUGGCAUCGUUGCCGUAUCCGCUGGAGCGCUAGCUUUGUAUAUGAACAACCCCAAUGCUAGUCUGGUGGGCUUCUCGCUCAAUAACGCAGUUGGAAUGUCCUUGACUCUCAUGACUUUGCUGCGCGGUUUGAAUGACUUCGAAGUUGAAUUGGUGUCAUACCAGCGGCUUAUGGAAUACACUAUGUUGAAGACGGAGCCGACACCCACGCCCCAAGGGAAACCUCCUGCAGCGUGGCCGAUCGCCGGAAGGAUCGAAGUUCGAAACCUUCGUGUGCGGUAUUUUGACGAUGCCCCCGAUGUCCUGAAGGAUCUCAGUUUUACCAUUCGACCGGGAGAAAAGGUUGGCAUAGUUGGACGCACUGGUUCUGGCAAAUCAACUCUUGCCCUUGCGCUACUGCGAUUGAUCCCUAAAGCAAGCGGACAAAUUAUGAUCGACGACAUUGACAUCGAUACCCUAAAUUUGGACGACUUACGCCAAGCGAUAUCCCUCAUUCCUCAGGAACCCCUUUUGUUCUCGGGUACAACCCGCACCAACUUGGACCCGUUCGAUGCUCAUGAUGAUGCGGAGCUCAAUGUAGCUCUGAACAGCUCCGGAAUUGUGGAAUCCAUGCGACCUUCUCGAACGCAAUCCAGAACAGCAUCAACUGUUGGGCUUGAAUCGAUCACCAAGGGUUCCAGUCCGGAAUCGCCGGAAGGAGAAAAAGUUAUAACCCUGGAAACGCUAGUGGCAGAAGGAGGUCAGAAUUUCUCUCAAGGUCAAAGGCAAAUUUUAGCCCUUGUUCGGGCAAUCGUGCGAAGAUGCAAGGUUCUUUUAUUAGACGAAGCUACUGCAAGCGUCGACAGGGACACAGAUGAGAGAAUUCAAGCAUCUCUGCAAGCUGAAUUUGGCAACUGUACCAUCCUUACCAUUGCUCACAGGUUGCGCUCCAUCAUAACAUUCGACAAGGUCCUCGUUCUUGACAAGGGUGAGAUUAAAGAGUUUGAUACUCCUUCCAAUCUGAUUCGAUCAGGAGGAAUUUUUGCUAGCCUUGUCGAGAAGGGUGCCGAUGCGGAUGAGCUCAAAGCGUUGGCGGGAGUCCAAGGUGCUCGUUCGUAG